AUGUCCACUCUGACAAUGCCACCUCGUUCAAAGAAUACUGUGGAAAAGCCACGCUUUGAACUGCCCGCACUGAAUCUCAAUUUUGGCAAUAUCACAGACGGUACCAACAUACCACCACCGCUGCCGUCGCCAAAGACGCCAACGCCGCCGCGAACCCCCCCCGCGCUCGAUGCCAAAGACGCUCAGGUUCAUGGCACAGCCGGUGUCAACAAAGCCAAUGGUAUCCAAUCUAGCACCUGCGAUCCUGAAGAGUCUGGUCCGCUGAGCCCAGACCAUUCCCUCCGACAGGGCGCGCUCCGGCGUAUAUUAAGCAAACGCACCUUGAAUAACACAGCUGCAGAAAGCCAGAUGCCGGACAGCCAAAGCGCGCCAGUGCUGGGCGGUCUCGACCGGCCGCAGAGCCGUGGUGGAUUUAGUUUGCUGGCCGACCGAAAAUUGAAGCGCAACAGCGGCUGGUUUAAGAUGUUUCGAAACAGUGACCAACCGUCAUCGUCGAGACGCUCAAGCUUUCUCUUUGGUGGAAGCUCAAACAAUUUGCCCGUGACGAAGCAUUCCGAGCCUCCAGCACCAAUGAUCCCCGAGCUACGAGAGCUGGAAAAGGACGACGGAAGUCUUGGCACUGACAUUUUUCAAAACAUAAAAUAA
This is a messenger RNA of Beauveria bassiana ARSEF 2860, 645 nucleotides long. RefSeq lists its product as uncharacterized. The coding region runs from base 1 to 645 and encodes 214 amino acids. The record is from RefSeq and is a predicted model, not a curated record. Lineage: Eukaryota; Fungi; Ascomycota; Sordariomycetes; Hypocreales; Cordycipitaceae. The transcript has a single exon.